Molecule: messenger RNA, 757 nt
Organism: Populus euphratica (Euphrates poplar)
Lineage: Eukaryota; Viridiplantae; Streptophyta; Magnoliopsida; Malpighiales; Salicaceae
Exons: 4
Coding region: 177-680 (167 amino acids)
Biological process (GO): RNA catabolic process
Cellular component (GO): ribonuclease H2 complex
Source: RefSeq, a predicted model, not a curated record
UCUAAAGUUCUAAGCCAAGCCAGCCUUGUCUGUCAAUCUAUUAGCCUUCUGUUUAGGGCUCUCUGUCUUCCAUUUUCGGAGGAGAAAAAGCGCGGGAAAACAGAAAACACAAAGAGAGAGGCUGGAAGAUUUCAAUGGAAAAUUAGAAAUCCAAAUCAAGAAAACAAUCAGCAAAAAUGGUUUUGGAUGGAAAUUCAAAAGCAGGAAUAACAGGAACUAUAAAUCAAAAGAAAUCAGAGACAGAAGUCCCGAAUUUAACAGGCAAAGUCCACUUACUACCUUGCUGCAUCAAAUAUGAUGGCCCUUCUGCUGUUUCUCACUACUUCAAACCCAAACCCACCGGUGUAGAAGUGGAAGAGAUGAAAGUUGAGGAAGCUCAUUUUAGAGGCAGGAAGUUACAGGGUGCCACACUUCCUAUUCCAAAUGGGUAUUCUGGCUUUGUCAUAGGAAAGAAGAGUCUUGGCAAGAGAAAAGCUUCUGACAUUUCUGAACAAAACUCAAACACCUGGGAGAUAACUGCAAAAUUUGAGAACAUAACAUAUUGGAAUCACGACAGCCUGCCUUCAAAAGUUGAUGCUUUUGUGCGUUCCCUCCAGUGGUUAUCUGUGGCAGAAGCACUGCACAAGCCAGCAGCAGCUGAAGAUUUGGCUUCUGCAUCCAUUGCUCUGGAGAAGAAGUGAUGAAGAAACGAGAAGGGCAUCUUCUGAAUUUUGCUACUACCCAAGUGUGCUUCCCAUGCUAAACCAACUGUUUUGUC